Messenger RNA from Arabis nemorensis, 993 nucleotides. The record is from the annotation of a GenBank genome assembly. Lineage: Eukaryota; Viridiplantae; Streptophyta; Magnoliopsida; Brassicales; Brassicaceae.
AUGGAGUGUAGAACUUUGGAUCUAACGAUUAUAUCAGCAGAGGAUCUAAAAGACAUUCAAUUGAUCGGUAAACAAGACUUAUACGCAGUCGUUUCGAUCAACGGUGAUGCAAGGACGAAGCAGAAGACCAAAGUCGACAAAGAUUGCGGUACAAAACCCAAAUGGAAGCAUCAGAUGAAACUCACCGUCGACGACACGGCGGCGCGUGAGAAUCGUCUGACUCUGGUUUUCGAGAUCGUAGCGGAUCGACCCAUCGCCGGUGAUAAACCCGUCGGUGAGGUUAGCGUUCCGGUGAAAGAGCUUUUGGAUCAGAACAAGUCCGGCGACGAGGAGAAAACGGUAACUUACGCCGUGAGGUUACCUAACGGUAAAGCUAAAGGAUCUCUGAAAUUCUCGUUCAAAUUUGGGGAUAAGUAUACUUAUGGAUCUUCGAGCGCUCCUCACGCGCCUGUACCAUCGGCUGUUGAACACAAGACUACGGAUCAGCCUGUCACGGCUUACCCGCCCGGACAAGGAGCUCCGUCUGCAUACCCGGGUCCUCCUCCUCAUGCGGGUCCUUCCGGUUACCCACCACCGGGUCACGACGAUAAACACGGUGGUGGUGUUGGUGUUUACGGAUACCCGCAACAACCCGGUGGAUAUCCGCCACAGGGCGGUCCUAGUGGAUAUCCAGCUGCUGGGCCUGGUGGGUAUCCGCCACCUGGUGCAUAUCCGCAACACGGUGGAUACCCGCCUCAAGGUGGAUAUCCGGGUUAUCCGCCGCAGGGUCCGGGUUACGGAUACCAGGGAUAUCCGCCACCGGGACCGUACGGUUACCCGCAACAGCAAGCUCAUGGUAAACCGCAGAAACCGAAGAAGCAUGGAGGAAUGGGAGGAGCAGGAAUGGGGCUAGGGCUUGGACUUGGAGCUGGGUUAUUGGGUGGGUUACUGGUUGGUGAAGCCAUUGAUGACGUUGCAGAUAUGGGUGAUAUGGGUGGCGAUUUCGAUUUCUGA